Messenger RNA from Pristis pectinata (smalltooth sawfish), 2168 nucleotides. RefSeq names its product FA complementation group G (gene fancg). Bases 43 to 2085 code for a protein of 680 amino acids. NCBI's taxonomy places the organism in Eukaryota, Metazoa, Chordata, Chondrichthyes, Rhinopristiformes, Pristidae. The transcript has 14 exons. The record is from RefSeq and is a predicted model, not a curated record. Gene Ontology annotation, biological process: interstrand cross-link repair. Gene Ontology annotation, cellular component: Fanconi anaemia nuclear complex. Gene Ontology annotation, molecular function: protein binding.
GAUUCUAAUGAAGUUUUGGCGGUGAGGGAUACAUUGGGAGUGAUGGAUAGUAUCGGUGGUAAAAGCUGUUUGGAAAUCUGGACAGAGGAAAACGACAAGUUGGUGACAGAGCUGAAGAAUAUUUCUACCCACACUGCAAAUUGGACAGAUACGUUGCGCCAGAGCUAUGUUUCUUUCAACAAACUGCUGGAGAAAAUCCAAGGAUUGCCACCGACUAUACCCAGCAUUCCCCUGGAACUGACUAUUCUGUCCAAUGCCAUCGUUUUAGCUAUCAGUUUAUCUGAUACCAUUCAUAAUGAUAACUCCUUAGUGUACCAGGGAUUUACCCGAGGAUUAGAAGCGUAUGGUAAACAUUUUGAUGAACAAGACAUCAUGAAAUUAUGUGAGAUGAUAUUUCAGAGCAUCAGUGACCCCACUUUUAUUCAGGCAGUUCAUCAGCUGAUAUACCUGCAAUGUCUGCUGUGGCUGGCUAGAAAUCAGCUGGAGAAAGUCGAUGCUGUGCUACACAUGCUAAGGGAGAGAAGUUCCUCCGCCUCUGGUUUGAAUGUACAGUGUGAUGAUGUGUGGCAGUGCAUUAAAACUGGAAACCUGCUAGAAGAUAGAAGUGGGAGUCACCUUGUGUUGGCACAGAGUCUCAACAGUCUGGGGCAGUUGAUAUACACCUGUGCUACAUUUUUGCGAGGUCUUCGUAAAGUAGAAGAAGGUAAUUAUCUGGAAGCCAUUGAUAUCUUGCAGCAAGCAGCUGAGGGACUUUGCUCCAAGAAAAUUCUGGCAGAGAUCUAUACUCUGAUCGGUUACAGUUCAGUCCAAAUGGGCAGACCACAAACUGGCUUGCAAUAUUUCAGGUGGGCACUGGAAUUAGACAUCCAGUGCUUUCCUGCAUUGUAUCAUGCUGCUAUGGUCUAUCGGCAGCUGGAGAUGGUGGAAGCUGAACUUGAGGCUCUAUACCAUCUCUAUGUGGUUUUGGAAAAUUGGGAUCAAUUUAAGGAUUCCAAUCAUGCUGAACCUCAAAUUUUGAUCAAACCUGAACAACUGGUCCGGAUUCCUGCAAAAUGUCAUCUAUUGACCAAUGUAAACCAAGUGUAUGUAAAGCACUCCCUUGCCAGAAGAUAUCUUCAGAUAGGAAGAACUGAAGAGGCAGCAGAGCAUUACCUUGAUCUACUGGCUUCAUUCUUUGAAGGAUCACAACAGGAAAUAUUUCUUGUAGCAGACUGCAAAGUUCCUCGAAUUCCUGAAAUCUAUUUGGAAGCAGCUGUGGCUCUUCUGCAAUGUCAGAGAUAUAAUGAUGUCAUCACUAUUUGUGAGGAAAUUUCCCUCAAGAUGUCAGGUUUACUUUCAGAAGAAUUAACAUUUGAGAUUAUAGUUAAUGAAUGGUUGCCUAAAGAUUGUUCAGAAAGGACUGAAAUUAAAGCAGUUUGCCAGAGUUCCCUUUCAGACUACUUCAGUGAGUCACCAACACAAUGUGCAACAAAGAAAGAAACCCUCAAUUAUAUUUUAUGGAUGGCAAGUGCAUUAUUAUAUCAAGGACAAGCUUUUGCUCUCUUGAGAAAUAAUAAGGAAUCAAUUACUAAUUUUAGUCGAUGUGUUAAUUUGCUCCUUAAAGUUCAAGUUGUGGGUUCUCCUGAUUCAAGAGAGCCGAAUAAUCAGAUUGAUACUUUGAAAGCGAACAUAAUGGAAAUUAAAUAUUUGCAAAAGCUGAAAUCGUUGGCUUUUAUUGGAAAAGGAAUGCAGCUGGCAGAAAGAGGUCAAGAAAGAGAAGCUCUGCAAAAUUUUCAGCUGGGUCUACAAGCUUGUCCUGAUAGUAUAGAAGCAAUGUAUAAUCUAGUACAACUUCUGUGGAAACUUAAAAGGAAGGAUGAAGCUGUCUCUUACUGGCAAAGAUACCAUAGUUCAACAAAAGCAACUGCAGAAAAAGUGCAACAAGAGUGUACUUCCAAAAAAUUCCCCUUAUUCUUGAUUCCUCAUCUCAAGGAAGUAAGUACUUCAGAGGAAGAAGCGGUUUCUAAAAUGUUGCAGGCACAUUACAUCUGUCAUUCUAAAGAGAAAUCAGCUGUGCACUUUCUGAGACCCACAUCUUAUUCAUGACCUUCAUGAGUUAUCCAGGUCCAUCUGAAAGAAAACAGUAAAGAACAUACUGAAUAAACAUCAUAUUAAAUAAUUCUGAAACA